UCGUCUGCUUCAGCGCAGCGCCAAAAACGACUUGCGGCGUCGAGCGAUCGCUGCCGGCGCCAAGCAAGCGCAAAAGAGAAAGCCCAAGCGAUUUCGUCGCGUGUCGACGAAAAACAUGGAGCGGUCCUCGCUAGCCGAGAAGAACGAGGAGUGGAUUAAGAUGGACGACCGCAAGGACAACCCGAGCAAGAAGCAAUCGCGCUUUCAGGUCGCCAAGGUGGACUUCGCCGUCGAGAAGCACUCGGACGGCGAGAGCAGCAACGGGGAGGACGACGAUCUCGAUCAGGACGGCGACGGUCAACCGGACGGCCAGUCAUGGAACGCCUGUUCCUACGACACGCACAACGUGCGCAGCCUGCGCCACUACACGCGCGAAGCCCUGCCGCGGAUGGACCACUACCGGAACAUCAUGUCAGUGCACGGACACAUGGAGCGGCCCACGCUGGACGAACUGCACGACGCGACGCUGACGCUGAUGCCGGACCAGAAGCAAUCGCUAGACAAGUCUGCACGCAACGCUGCCGACGAGGUGGCCAUCAAGGGCAAAGGAGCCGUCAAGCUGGGAUGGAUCCAGGGAGUGUUUGUGCGAUGUCUGCUCAACAUCUGGGGUGUAAUCCUGUUUUUGCGGCUGUCCUGGGUGGUGGGACAGGCUGGCAUUGGCCUGGGCUCCGGCAUCGUCAUCCUUGCCUCCGUGGUGACCAUGCUCACAACGCUCUCCAUGUCUGCCAUCUGCACCAACGGCGAAGUACGGGGAGGAGGCACGUACUACAUGAUAUCUCGGAGUUUAGGGCCCGAGUUCGGCGGCUCCAUCGGCCUCAUAUUCUCGCUGGCCAACGCGGUGGCCAUAGCCUUAUACGUGGUCGGCUUCUCGGAGACCGUCCGGGACUUGUGCAAGCAACAAGGCACGUACAUCGUGGACGGCGGCCUCAACGACGUUCGGAUCGUGAGCGGCGUCACCGUCAUCUUUCUGCUGGGCAUCGCCAUCAUAGGCACCGAGUGGGAGUCCAAGGCUCAGAUGGUGCUUCUGGUCAUCCUCCUGGUAGCCAUGGUGGACUUCGUUGUUGGAGCCAUGAUUCCCCCAAGCGCAGUGGAGCAGUCCAGGGGUUACUUCGGCUGGAGCACCGCCAUAGCGCUGGAGAACGUCGGUCCAAACUUCCAGGAAGGCGAGAAUUUCUUCACCGUGUUCGCCGUCUACUUCCCGGCUGCCACGGGUAUUCUGGCCGGUGCCAAUAUCUCCGGCGACCUGGCUGACCCGCAGACAGCCAUUCCCAAGGGCACGUACUUGGCCAUCAUCGUGACGACCAUCUCGUACGUGUUCUUCGCCAUCCUGGCCGGAUGCGUCACGGUGCGUGAAGCCAACGGGCUCGAAUUGAUCAACGCUACUACGCUCGAGGACGUGCGAAACUGCACCCUGACCGGAGGAUGCGAGUAUGGUCUCCUCUACGACAGCCAGGUGAUGGAGCUGAUAUCCGCGUUCGGUCCCUUGGUGUACGCCGGUAUAUUCGCAGCCACUCUGUCCUCUGCUUUGGCCAGUUUGGUCAGCGCCCCCAAGGUCUUCCAGGCGCUGUGCAAGGACCGCAUCUUCCCUCACAUCGAGGUGUUCGCCAAGGGCUACGGCAAGAGCAACGAGCCCCGACGCGGAUACCUGCUGGCCUGCGCCAUCGCGCUCGGAUGCGUCGCCAUCGGCGAACUGAACGCCAUCGCUCCCAUCAUCUCCAACUUCUUCAUGGCUGCCUACGCGCUCAUCAACUUCUCCUGCUUCCACGCUUCAUACGCAAAGUCUCCUGGUUUCCGCCCGGCCUUCAAGUACUACAACAUGUGGCUCAGCUUGAUCGGCGCCAUGCUGUGCGUGUUCGUGAUGUUCAUCAUGAACUGGCAGACGGCACUGAUUACGUUCGCCGUCGUCCUCGGCCUGUACAUCUACAUCAGCUACCGGAAGCCGGACGUAAACUGGGGAUCUUCAACGCAAGCUCAGAUCUACAAGGACGCACUGAACUCCGUCUACCGCCUGCAAACGGUCCAGGAGCACGUGAAGAACUACAGGCCUCAGAUCUUGGUGCUGACCGGCGACCCAAGCCACCGCCCGCCUCUGGUGGACUUCGCCUACAGCAUCACCAAGAAGCUCUCGCUGCUUAUCUGUGGCAACGUCUCGCCCCACCGUCUGACGUACCGGUCGCGCACCGCGCUCACUAACCGCGCCCACGCUUGGCUCGAGCGACGCAAGAUCAAGGCCUUCUACACCCUGGUGCGAGACGAGGACUUCACGCACGGCGUGCGAUCCAUGCUGCAGUCUUCCGGACUGGGCAAGCUCCGUCCCAACGUGGUGAUGAUCGGCUACAAGUCCAACUGGCAAACGUGCGACCGCCAGGAGGUUCUCAAGUACUUCACCGUCAUCCACGACGUGCUGGAUCUGUACAUGUCCGUGUGUAUCCUUCGGCUGCCCGAGGGCCACGACUACUCGGAGUACGCGGACCAGGACACAGCGGUAGCCGCCAACGGCAAGAAGCUCGACAUGCUCACCGUGCCUGGAGGCAUUGAGCGCGAGAACUCGUCCGGGGCCUUCCCGCGGAACAUCUCCAGCGCACAGCUCUCCAUGGGCGGCAGCUCCAGGGAGCCUUCCCCGCCGGCUACUCCUCACAUGAGUCGCGCGGUGGGCAUGCCUGGCAACGCCUCCGAGAAGGCGCCGCUGGCCGAGCCCGAGCCUGUCUCGGUGGUAGUCAAUGUGGUGCCGCAGCAGCACCACCACCAGGGUGCCGAGGACGCGAACAAGACGCCCGACGAGCCCAAGGAACUGCCGCUGUCCAUCAACCAGUUCUUGCGCAAGCAGAAGAAGGGAACCAUCGACGUCUGGUGGUUGUACGACGACGGAGGUUUGACUAUGCUCAUACCGUACCUGCUGACCACACGCAACAACUGGAGCGGAUGCAAGCUGCGCGUCUUCUCGCUGGCCAACAAGAAGGAGGAACUCGACCGGGAACAACGAAACAUGGCGUCGCUGCUGAGCAAGUUCCGGAUCGAGUACUCUGACGUCACAGUCAUCCCGGACAUUGUGCGGCCUCCGGCUGAAUCGAGCAAGCGCGAGUUUGAAGAGUUGGUCCGCAAGUGGCGACGGACGGAGGACGACACGGAGGUGGAGCACGACCCACUCGAGAUCUCGGACUCCGAGAUGCUCGCGCUCAGGGACAAGACGUACCGACACCUGCGUCUUCGGGAGCUCCUGCAGAAACAUUCCAAGAAUGCUACUUUGGUCGCUAUGACCCUCCCGAUGCCGCGCAAGAGCACCUGCUCGGCCUCCAUGUACAUGGCGUGGCUGGAGACCCUGACCAGGGACCUGCCGCCGUUCCUGCUCAUCCGAGGCAACCAGACUAGCGUGCUCACCUUCUACUCUUAGUGACGGCGUGCCUUCUUCUCGCGCCCCUCAUUAGUCCAGGCGGCGAGACGCGUAGCAUCGUCGAAGCGACUUGGCAGCCAAGACAAGUCUUCGAAGACUGCGAAACUUUCCUGGGGGCGGCAUUGUGCGUACCGCCUCGCCGUUUGGACAUUGGGCGCUAGCCUCUGGAACCGGGCUUCCAGAACCCGCUAUUUCUGUGUGCGUGCGUGCGCGCGUGUGUGUGUAUAUGUCUCGUGUUUAUUGUUUCUUACGACCACCGCGGCAUCGAAGUAAUGGCAUUCGACGCGAGCACUCUUCUUCCGAUGGUCCACUACGCUAUAGAAGAUUCCGGCCGGACAACAGUCGUGCCGUGGUGAACACGUUCCUUCUCGUUGCUACGCGACGGUGGACGUCGGUUCGUCUCAAGGAGACGGCGGUUCAUUGUUGUCCGCCUAGUACAUAGUAUUAGGUCUCGUUGUUGCUUUCAUAUCCACCCUUUUUUAUUUUUGUUUCUGACUCUCUUUAAUUCCGUACUACUUUUUCACAUGCUGUCGACUGGCAUCACAUAGUGAUGGGUCGCA
This is a messenger RNA of Rhipicephalus sanguineus (brown dog tick), 3951 nucleotides long. Its product is annotated as solute carrier family 12 member 2-like. Gene Ontology annotation, molecular function: sodium:potassium:chloride symporter activity. Gene Ontology annotation, cellular component: membrane. NCBI's taxonomy places the organism in Eukaryota, Metazoa, Arthropoda, Arachnida, Ixodida, Ixodidae. Gene Ontology annotation, biological process: cell volume homeostasis; chloride transmembrane transport; chloride ion homeostasis. The record is from RefSeq and is a predicted model, not a curated record.